Messenger RNA from Ceraceosorus guamensis, 2348 nucleotides. RefSeq lists its product as hypothetical. Gene Ontology annotation, molecular function: DNA binding. The record is from RefSeq and is a predicted model, not a curated record. The transcript is spliced from 5 exons. Lineage: Eukaryota; Fungi; Basidiomycota; Exobasidiomycetes; Ceraceosorales; Ceraceosoraceae. The coding region runs from base 162 to 1928 and encodes 588 amino acids.
CACUCGCGACUUCACGUUGAGACGGCCGAGGUGCCUUCCGCUUCCAUUACAUUGUCUUACAAUCUCGACGCCUAGAGGUUGACCUCCAUCUUCUUGCGACUUUUGCUUCGCCUUCAACGCACUUUCGGGCGCACCAUUGUCUGCCAAGAAGUCUCGGCAUUAUGUCAGAUGUGGACGACGAGCUGCUAGCUCUCGCUGGAGGAGAUGUGUCGGAAGACGAUGCUCGACGGGCAUCGACGGGGUCGAAGAGGAAAGCUGGUGGCGGCGUCUCGACGUCGCGGAAACGUGGCGGUGGUGCCAAAAAAAGGCGAAAGAGGCUGGACAGUGACGACGAAGAUGAAGAUGAAGAUGAAGAUGAAGAGGAGGAGGAGGAGGAGGAGGACGCAGAGGGUUCUCCCGACGAAGAUGCAGUAUCUGAUGGGUCGACAGAGCUAGAAGCGAACGUGUUUCCCGUAGAAGGGAUCUACAAAUCCGAAGCAGACAGAGAGCAAUUGCUGGACAUGCCCGAGAUCGAGAGGGAAACGGAAUUGGCUGCUAGAAGAGAUCAGAUCAGCAAAAGGAGACAGCAGAUGGAACUGAAGGCGCUUUGGCAGCGUCAGCAGGCUCAGCAUAACCGUGGUGGUGGUGGUGGUGCCGCACAGAGCAAGACCAAGACGAAGAGCGCAAGCAAGUCAAAGACCGUCAAGAAGAAGGGCUCUUUCAAAUUGGCUUCCAAGGCACGCAGCACGAGGUAUGCCGACGAGGACGAGCCUGCUGAGGAUGACGACGAGGAGCUGUCGGCAGAAGAGGAGGAGGAGAGCGAUUACGAGGCGGACCGAGGUCUGCGAAAGACGGGCCGAGCUCGCAAAGGAGUUGGCGCGAGCGACAGCAAGACCGCCAAGUUGCAAGAGUUGCAGCGUCGAAGGCGAGCCAAAGCGGGUGGGAAAGGAGCCGACGAGUCGCCAGGCAAGCGAAGAGGAGAUUUGGAGAGCGGCGAAGAUGAUGAGGAGCCGGAAGAUGAGGAAGACAGCUAUGCGAGCGAUUCGGAUGGUGGCUACGGACACGGGAAGGCAAGCAGGGGACGCUUUGAGAGCUCGAGAAGAGGAGCGAGUAGCACUUCGAAAGCGUCAGGAAGAGAAGCGAGGAGACUGGAAGAUGGCAAGGAGUGGACGCCUCCUGGCAAGGACGUACUCAACGCUGCUAGAGUGACUAGAGAUGCCGUCUCCAAGCACAUCUUCAAGACGGGCUGGCAGGACGCCCUGGUCGGCUCCUUUGUGCGUCUAGCCAUCAUGGAAGGAGGUCGUCAGCUGUACCGAGUGUAUCAGAUUGAAAACGUGAAAGAGGGCAGGCGCUACUACGACCUAGGGGAUGGGCGGGCUUUCACAAACUUAGAGAUAUAUGUGAACUUUGGAGUCGAUCGACAUGGGCCCUUCUCACUGAGUCAAAUGAGUAACUCGCCGUUCUCGGAAGACGAGGUGUCACGCUACAAUGCGGUGCAAGAGCAUCGAUUCAGGGCCAAGAACAGAAGAGGACCGUCAUCUGAGGCAGUACAAGACUCUGGUGAAGCCUGGCAAGCGUUCGUCGAAAAGCUGGUCCAGGAUCAAGUAGAGGCUCUUGACAUGGUUAAGCGUCGCAAGGAAGCUCGAAAAGCGUUCGAAGAGCAACAGAAAUCUCGCUCGAAUGGCAGAGGUCCUCCACCCGGUCCUCCGCCCAGCAGACCACCUGGCCUUGGCGACCUAACCAACGGUCAUGGCGCCUCUGGCACCGCCUCGCCAGUGCCGACUCGCAAAUUUGACGCUCUGACAGUUGCGGAGAUGAAUGAGCGCAACAGGAGAGCAGAGAAGGAACGCUUGAUCGACGUGGAUGUGAGUGUACGAAAGCAACGAGGCGCAAAGCGGCCGCUAAACGCGCAGCGCUGGCGGCCGAGGCGGGCGAGAAGAGCAAGCUGAAUGCCUUGCAGAGCGAAAACGAGUCGCAGGAGCAGAAGAGCGAAAAGAUCGUAUCGGCUUCCAAUACCGCUACCGCGCAUGCCGCUUCUCAGCAGACCAAGGAUCUGGAGGUGGACCUUGGUGACUUCUGAAUUGGGGGAUGCAGAGCGCUACCUCGUCCGAGUGCAGCAGAUUUGAAAUACGAUUUGCAUUCAAGGUUGCUGCUUCGCGCGCCAACAUGAAUCUCACGGCUGCACGCUCGGGGAAUUGGACGGCAACGGACAACACCAAAGGCACGCUUCGUCAUCCGCCUUGAAGUGACCAUCGGCUUGAGCGCCCGAGCACUCUCUCACACAUGAUCCUCGAAUAACGUCUAUGCGGCUUUUGCGCGAGCGCUGUCCAAGAAUAAGACGGGGAUCGGCAUUUCGAGAAGAGCAGAAA